Molecule: messenger RNA, 1233 nt
Organism: Ctenocephalides felis (cat flea)
Lineage: Eukaryota; Metazoa; Arthropoda; Insecta; Siphonaptera; Pulicidae
Product: probable aspartate aminotransferase, cytoplasmic
Exons: 10
Coding region: 1-1233 (410 amino acids)
Biological process (GO): L-aspartate biosynthetic process
Cellular component (GO): cytosol
Molecular function (GO): L-aspartate:2-oxoglutarate transaminase activity; pyridoxal phosphate binding
Source: RefSeq, a predicted model, not a curated record
AUGUCGUUUUUCAAUGACAUUAAAAAUGAUCCUUCCAUAGAAGUUUUUGAGCUAAAUAAAUUAUAUGAGGAAGAUAUAUGCCCAAACAAGUGUAAUUUGGGAAUUGGAGCUUAUAAAACUGAAGAUGGAAAUCCAUGGAUUUUGCCUGUUGUUAGAGAUGUCGAAAUAAAAGUCGCAAUGGGAUUAAUGUGUGACAAUGAAAAUUAUCCAGUUCUAGGUACUGAAUCUUUCACUUCUGCAGCAACUACUUUACUUCUUGGUGAAGAUAAUAGGGCUAUUAUAGAGAAAAGGGCAUGCGGUAUCCAAACCUUAUCAGGAACCGGUGCUUUGCGAAUCGGUGCAGAAUUUUUAGCAAAAGUCCUUGGUAGAACAACAUUCUACUACUCAAAACCAUCCUGGGAUAACCAUCGCCAAGUCUUACUAAAUGCAGGAUUCACUACGCCAAGAGAAUAUCGUUAUUGGAAUUCUAUAGAAAAAAAUGUUGAUAUUGAAGGACUUUUAGAAGAUUUAAAUGGUGCCCCCGAAGACGCAGUUGUUCUUUUCCAUUGUUGUGCUCAUAAUCCAACUGGUUGUGAUCCAACAAAGGAACAAUGGCGGAAGAUAUUUCAAGUAGUUAAAAAACGUAAACUGUUCCCAUUUUUUGAUUCGGCUUACCAAGGGUUGGCAACGGGCGAUCCAGAGGCUGAUUCUUGGCCUGCGAGAUAUGCUGCUAAUGAAGGUUUCGAGUUUUUUUGUGCACAAUCCUUCGCAAAAAAUUUUGGGUUGUACAAUGAACGUGUGGGAAAUUUGAUAAUAGUAACAAAAACUGAACAAGUUUUGAAUGCAAUAAAAUCUCAGUUCACAAUAUUGAUUCGUGCUAUGUAUUCCAAUACAACAAAUCAUGGUGCACGAGUAGUUGGAUUGAUAUUGAAUGAUAAAACGUUAAAAAGUCAAUGGUUGGAAAGUAUAAGAAUAAUGUCAUUUCGUAUAAGAUCACUAAGGAAAAAGUUAAAAACGCAUCUGCAAAAAUUAAAAAUACCCGGAUCAUGGGACCACGUAACACAACAAAUAGGAAUGUUUUUCUAUACUGGUUUAAAUGAUAACCAAGUAGAAUAUUUGAUGCAAAAAUACCACAUAUACAUAUUAAAAUGUGGAAGAAUCAAUAUGUGUGGAAUUAAUUCUAGUAAUAUGGAAUAUAUAGCAAGAGCCAUCGAUGAUGCUGUUAGAUCUGUAAAUAAUAAUGUCGAUUCCUGA